UUCUGAAUAAAACGUAGUUGAAAAGGGAGUGCUUUUUUUCUUUCCCUAUUUUGCCAUCUGUCAGCACAAUGUCUUCAAAUUCCCAAGGCUUGUUUUCUUGAUAUUGUUUGUAUUAGGACAUUGGGAAUUUUAUUUGGGGAGGUGGUCUUCAGAAUUGGUGGGAAGGUGGGAGGUGUAUAUUAAGGGUCUGGUGCCUUUUUUUUUUUUUUUUUGCCUUGAUCUCACAGAUGUUGUAGAUUAGGAUCAAAUGAAAUGUUAUCCCAGGAAUUUGUCUGUUCCGCUGAUUCUUGAUGGUGGAAGUCAGUGUCACUGUUUCAUCAAAGUGAAUGGGGUGAAACCGCAGUCACGUAUUGUCUGAGUGGCAGUUGAAUUUUCCUAUCCAAACUCCUGAGUGCAUUUCCAUUACUUUAUUUCUGCCUGCCUCGUUAUGCAAGGUGAGUGUAAAGUUAGGAGGCUUUGUUUUUUUCUUUUCUGUCUUAUUACAAACACACCCGAACUUAUGCACCCAAAUCACUGUUGUCCCCUUCAUUGUUGUUCCUUGAGAAGACUAAAUACUUAUUUGAAUGCUGUGGCUAUUAGAUUCAGAAAGGUUUUACAACAUCCCUCUUUGGGACUGCCUUCAGCAAAUUCUUUUGAAAACCCUCCCUCCUAACAUAUCUUUGUCUUUUGAGGGUGAAUUUGAUAUUUGGAAGUUAUCAAAAGAUCUGACAUAUAAAGAACCAAGUGUGAUGUAUGAGGUCUGGGUGAUCUGUCUGGGUCCAAAGCAGGGUGUGACCCCGAAUCCUGUUGGUCUUCAUCUCCGGAGUCUUCCUGGGACAGCAGUCACCAAGACAAGGCACACCAAAAGCAGGCACCUUUGCCACCUCUACCUUAGAUUUCCCCACUCUGUUAUACAGGAGCAAAGGUACUGAUUUUGAGAAUUCGGGAGGCUAACUUUCUGGUCUGUUUGUUGAAAGAAAGAAAAAGAAUUCGUGUUUUAUGGAUGUGUCUCAUCUGUGUUGUAUGUGGUAUCUUUUGAUGGCCACAGCAUUUCAAAAUGACGGCAGCUGCCCUGAUUGAGGCAAAUAUAUCUGUUCCAAACUCCAUUCGGUAACUCUGUCCCUCUUGGACUCACUGGGCUGGAGAGGGAAGGUGUAAGACUCCUCUUGCCCGCUGCUGUCUCGCACCCUGUCACGUGGCAGUGACUUGGCCACGCUCACCUGCUGUGGUUGUAGAGAAGAUGAGAUGGCAUCCCCUUCCCGUGGAGUGCAGAGCUGUCCCAGGAUUGGUGGAGACCAAGCCAUUGCUGCAAGGAGUCUGGCUGAUGGCUGGGCACGGCCUUCCGUGGACCUGCCAUCACAGAAAAUUCCGGGUAGAUAUGCCUGGCUCAGGCAGCGCCUUCAUCCCCACCAUCAACGCCAUCACGACCAGCCAGGACCUGCAGUGGAUGGUGCAGCCCACGGUGAUCACCUCCAUGUCCAACCCGUACCCCCGUUCGCACCCCUAUAGCCCCCUGCCGGGCCUGGCCUCUGUCCCCGGGCACAUGGCCCUCCCAAGACCCGGCGUGAUCAAGACCAUUGGCACCACUGUGGGCCGCAGGAGGAGAGAUGAACAGCUGUCCCCGGAAGAGGAGGAGAAGCGUCGAAUCCGGAGGGAGAGGAACAAGCUGGCCGCGGCCAAGUGCCGGAACCGCCGCCGGGAGCUGACCGAGAAGCUGCAGGCGGAGACGGAGGAGCUGGAGGAGGAGAAGUCGGGCCUGCAGAAGGAGAUCGCCGAGCUGCAGAAGGAGAAGGAGAAGCUGGAGUUCAUGCUGGUGGCCCACGGGCCCGUGUGCAAGAUCAGCCCCGAGGAGCGCCGGUCACCCCCGGCCUCCGGGCUGCAGGCCCUGCGCAGUGGGGGCAGCGGAGGGGUAGGCGCCGUGGUGGUGAAGCAGGAGCCCCUGGAAGAGGACAGCCCCUCGUCCUCAUCGGCGGGGCUGGACAAGGCCCAGCGCUCCGUGAUCAAGCCCAUCAGCAUCGCUGGGGGCUUCUAUGGGGAGGAGCCCCUGCACACCCCCAUAGUGGUGACCUCCACUCCUGCCAUCACCCCAGGCACCUCGAACCUCGUCUUCACCUACCCCAGCGUCCUGGAGCAGGAGUCGCCUGCGUCGCCCUCUGAGUCCUGCUCCAAGGCUCACCGCAGAAGCAGUAGCAGUGGGGACCAGUCGUCAGACUCCUUGAACUCCCCGACUCUGCUGGCUCUGUAACCCAGCUCCCAGGGGCGUCCUCGUCACUGCCUCCUUCCCAGGGACCAGCACCUUUCAGCACUCCAGGGCCACGAGGGUAAGAAGGGGACCCUGCCAGAGAGCUCCCUGGUUCUGGGGAGACCCAGGUGGGAUUUGGAAGUGAGGCGCUGGAGGACUUGGACAAUCUCUUGGAAGUCACGGGACCUCCUCCCUCGUUCAUCUUGCAAAGCAAAUCCUGUUUCUUGAAAAACGUUGGACAACUUGGUUCGGCGGACCCGGGCAUCUCUCUGGCUUCUGAAGAGCCUGAAGCUGGUGUGGACCGUUCCCGUCCCUUUGUCACGACAUGUCUCUGGAGUGAUGGUGUCUUUCUCUGCCCCGCCAAGCAUGCUCAGUGCCUUUUGGUUUCACCUUCCCACUAUUUGCCCCUUCCUUCCCCCAGUGUCAAUUUCACUUCCUCUUGGUUUUUAUCAAAUUUGCCAUGACAUUUCAUCUGGGUGGUCUGAAUAUUAAAGCUCUUCAUUUCUGGAGAUGGGGCAGCAGGUGACUCUUCUGCUGGGGCUGACUUGUCCAGAAGGGGACAGUCAAUGUGCAAUACAGAACCUUUCCUCCCCUGACACUCCCGGUCCACCACCAUCUCCAGAACCACCAGCAGGGCUCCCUGAGCUCUCGAGGAGAUGCCGCCAUCGCUGGGAGGCUCGGAGGACCCUUCCUCCCCAUCCUCGGAGACGGCUUUUGGAGGAGCGGCUUGGCCAAAAGACAGGGUGUGAGUGAGACAGCCGGGGCGCAGAUUGGGUUUGCCAAAUGCCUAAUUACCGGGCCAGGAAUAGUGCCAACAAUCCACAUGGGUGUCUUGAGUAGGACGUCUCCUGUAAUUACUGCCUCGCCGUUCUGCCCCGGACCCUCCUCUCCGGACCAGGGAGGCAUCCCUCCCUAGGAGCCACAAAUCACUCCAAGUCCCUGCCGGCUCUGCCCUCCUCCACCCUGCCUCUCAGGGUGAUGCCACCCACGGAGGUUUAAUGAGCGUGGGCCUGGCCCCUCCCCAAGCCUCAAAAGCGCCUCUGCUGUGGACAGAAAUGCAGGGGGAGGAAGGAGGGAGGCAGUCGGAGUGGGGUUCGCCUCGCAGCAGCCCCAGCACCCGCUUCUCACCUCUCACCCAGGUGCCUGUUCAACCCCCUGUGGUCGUCUGCUACCUAAUGGAGCUAGUGCUUUUGCUUGUACACUCCCCUGCCCCUCACCCCGGCGUGCUCCUCAGAUCCAUCAGCCAGUUGUGAGCAGCUGGCCCAGAGCUGUCACUGUGGCUUGCAGCGUACAUGCCAUGCUUGGGGGCUGCUGAAAUCAGAGAUGAGAUGUGUUGCUUCCCGCUGCAAGCUAGCUGCUCCCUUCCCAUGGGGUGGGGGGCAGGGAAGGGGUCCUCCAGCCUCGCCAAGAGCACAGCUCAGCAGAGCUCAGCGUGGUCCCCGCCUCCCACCCCUCAAAGCCUUUUUCUCCCCAGGGUUGAUCUUCCAGAAUGAGCUUCUGCUGGGCUAGUGCUCUGAGGGAGACCCCGCUAUUGUGAUUCAGCUCUAGAGAUCAUUGGAUGAUAAUUUAAAAUUAUAUAGAUAUUAUUUAAAUCAACCCAGUGGGGGUUAGAACUCAAAGUUGGACUCCGGGGAGACAGAGAGAAAGAGAGCAGUGACAUGGUUCCCUGUUCCCUAUUCCCUUCACGUACCCAGGCCUGGCACGCGGGCUGGCAUUUAAUGUCCAUUAUCCACUUGCCAUGCACUAGACACACAGAAUGGAACAGCCGAAUGCCUAAAAUACACAGACUGCUGUGACUGGGAGUGACGUGUGGAGAGAUAGGGCAUGAAGAGAGAGGAGAUUAAAAGAAAAAGUAUUUUGUCCCCAAAUGCUUUAAAAAUGUUAUUUCCCACAUUCCUUGGCUGUGACGCUGCCCUCCCAGUUCCCCAGAGGUUCUGGGCGGGGCGCUCCUAAUAAGAUUGGGCCACUGGGUUUCUCUGGCUUCAGAUUAAUCAAGGACGCGGAAGUCAGCAAGGAGUAGCAGGAGACGGGCAAAGAGAGCUGGGGUGCGCUCAGCUCUGAAAGGCUUAAUCAUCUCAAGUGGUGUUUGUGGCCAAUUGGGAGCUAUUUGCUUCUUUUUGCAUAUAUAUAUAUAUUUCUUAAACGAAGCUGCUUUCUGGUGUUUUAUUUCUAAAAGUCCCUUUGUGCCCCACUUUGCACAGCCCUGAUCCCAAGGCAGGUCCCGGUAUGUGACUUGGGGCCGGGCUGGACAUGCCCGAGACAGUGUCUGGCUUUCGUUCCGAUUUCAAGCUGCGUUGGCUUUGGGACCAGCAGAAAGCAAAAGCCCAGCCGCCUCUCAGGAUCUUGAGGCCUCCGGAGCCGUGUUUCUAUUCAGGACCCUCUAGCUUUGUUCUGGGAGGUAGUCUGGCUUCCCCAAAGCCAGAGGUUAUUCGGAGAAGGCGGAAUGUUCACACCUAACGCACUAGUGUACCCUCAGUCACUUCCUCCUGGCUGUUCUCCAAGUUCACACCAGACCCAGGCCUGCCUCCUCCUCUUCCCCCUCAGGGAGCAGCCGCAGCGGGGAGGCCUUUGUGCUCGGGCAGGGAACCCUGUGCUCCCCCUGUGUCCCCAGCCGUGAGGCAGCUGGUGUGGACUCCAGUUGGGCUGCAGGCAGCUCUGGGAUGGCAUAGGGCAGGCACCCCUUGACAGGCUGGUGUGAAACACACCGUCCCCUUGGCCACCUGGCUGGCCUCUCUGGGAAUAGUCCUCUUCCUGGCUGGGUGGAUGGGGACAGCUGCUGACACAGGAAAGAGAGGAGAUCCCAGGUGAAGUUCAGGCGAUUGCCAGAGCCAACUCAAAGCAGAGAGUUCACUGAGGACGUUUCCAGAAAGAAGUCAUUGUUCUGCCUGUGAGACAGGCCAGGUGUCUUCACUGUGCCCAAUAACACAAGCAUCUCAACGCCAAGAACCAUCAGAGGCUACUGGUUCCCUUUCUCAGGCUUUGGGGAAAGGAGUCUCCUCUCUGCUCCCACAUGGCUCCAUUUUAAGGAUGAGCUCAACUUCCAGGCAUUGGGACUUUUCUCCCAUUUCCCUGAUGGACCACCAGUGCUUCUUGCGGUCUCAUCUUGUAACUUUCAGGUUGAUUUCCUCCUCUGAUGAGACAUCCACGUGGCCUCUUUAAGAAGGAAAAGAAUAACACCUACUAUGUGCCAGACGAUGUGUUAGGCACUUAUAUAUAUAUAUAUACCUUCUUUAGGGUGAGACUGAGCCAUGAGGACUUCCCUUAUUAAAAGCCCACAAGUAAUGAAUAAACAAAAACACUUGGAGGUGAGAAGGUCUUUCUCCAAAGAUCCGAGGCAAGAUUGCCUUCAGUCCGAGGUUUGUUCUCAAAGACCCAUCCCCUACAAUAUCCUUCCACCUCUAAACUUGUUUUCCCUGGGAUGUGCUCCUUUGCACUCUUCAGAUGGUUGACCUGAGUUUUAUAGAAUUUGUGGACCAAUAGGAUACGUGGUGUGUGUAACUUUCUUUUAAAAACUUAAGUAAAGGGGUCUUGCUAUUUUCUGCUUGUUGAGUCUUCUUGGCAUUCAUCUUAAAAGCCAGCAUCUCACUAUUUAUUGACAGGUCGUGUGUGUGUGUGUGUGUGUGUGUGUGUGUUCGUGUGUACAUUUCUAAGUGUGCCCAUGUCCUCCUGCACCUUUUAAAAAGGAAACCCAGUCACCCCACUACCUAUUUGACAUCUUUUCAUGCUUCUAGUAUUUUGGUCAUACAUCAAAAAGGGUUUUAAUUUCCUAACGCUGACACGUUCAGGAGGAGCUGGGUCAAAUUUUGAGCGGGGCGUGGGAAGGGGAGGGGGAGAAGAAAUUGACAUUUAUUUUAUUAUUUAUUUUAAAUGUUUACAUCUUUGUGUUGUACCAAGCCUGAAUAGAAACAGAUAGCAUUAAAAUGCUCAGUUCCUCUCUCCCUCUCUUUCUUCUUUAUAAUUUUUUUAAAAAUUUAGGCUAAUGAUACUUCUUUUGUUUCUAAAAUGAUUUGUGACUUGUGCUGUAUAAACUGUAUAAAAAAAGGUCUGUUUUGAAAGAUGGACUGUCAUUCCUCUAGGGACAGGGGUCACCAAGAAGUCUACAUUGUAAGAGAACCUGCCCUGUUCCUCAAAAAAUUAUUUUCUCUGUAUGAUUAAAAGUUUAUUCCAUUUCUUUUAGUUUGUGGUUACUUGAUAUUGAGGAAGGAAAUCUUCACCUUUGUAUAAAGAAUAGGUAUCAGGGUGUCUUUUCUGCAGUGAGAGAUGUAUAUAUAGUAUUUUGGAUAUAGUAGACAAUCAUAAGCUUUGUGCAUCUGUAUUUGAGGUAUGUCGAUGAUGUGGCGUAAAGACUGCUAUAAGAUCCUGGAGGCAAAAAAAAGUUGUACAAGAUUCCUACAGCUUGAUGGGGAAUUUAUCUUUCUGAACACCUUGUUUUCUUUCUUUUUUUAAGUAUUGGUGGAAUGGUCCCAUUGGAAAGGCUGCUAAAUAGGCCUCUCCAGGCAGGACUGUGAGCUCAGAAAUCUUUGUAUACUUUUGAAAAUUGAGGAGUAGCUCUGCUCUAAAGCAUCUCUGGUGGUGUUUUGUUGUUGUUGUUCUGUUUUGUUACUUUACUGUAAUACAAGCCUACAGUAUUUGCACUAAAGAAAGCUUGUUAGAAAAAGCUUGCUGCUAUGGAAGAGAGAACAUAUUACAACUUUUUUUCCUUUUUUUUUUUUUUUUUUCGGUUAGCUUCUCCACUUUCAGUUGAGUAGCAUUUUGUAGAAUAAAAUGAAUUAAGAUUGAA
This is a messenger RNA of Orcinus orca (killer whale), 7001 nucleotides long. RefSeq names its product FOS like 2, AP-1 transcription factor subunit (gene FOSL2). NCBI's taxonomy places the organism in Eukaryota, Metazoa, Chordata, Mammalia, Artiodactyla, Delphinidae. Gene Ontology annotation, biological process: regulation of transcription by RNA polymerase II. Gene Ontology annotation, molecular function: DNA-binding transcription factor activity, RNA polymerase II-specific; RNA polymerase II cis-regulatory region sequence-specific DNA binding. The coding region runs from base 1220 to 2224 and encodes 334 amino acids. Gene Ontology annotation, cellular component: nucleus. The transcript is spliced from 5 exons. The record is from RefSeq and is a predicted model, not a curated record.